Messenger RNA from Arachis ipaensis, 1548 nucleotides. The record is from RefSeq and is a predicted model, not a curated record. NCBI's taxonomy places the organism in Eukaryota, Viridiplantae, Streptophyta, Magnoliopsida, Fabales, Fabaceae.
UCACUCUCACCUUCCACGAACAAGGCAAAAGCAAGAGUUGUUGAUGGUACAAAUCCACAAGAGAUAGAGAUAACAACACCUGCUUUUAACGAAGCGAAUUUUGAGAGGGUUGAAAGGUUAAUCAAAGGACAAUAACCAAUAGCUGCCAAAGAGAUGUUGAAAUGCUAAAUUGUUAGCCACUGAGGUGGGUUGUUAUUAGUUUUGAAAGAUUUCCUUGAUGUUCUGUUGUUGUGUUGGCUGACAGGGGGAAUGCUAGAGAGAUUGAAAGUUGACGAAUGCAAAUUGUAUUUGCGAAAGAAUUGUCUGAGGCUAUCUGGAAAUAAGGAUGUACUUGUCCAGCGUAUUAAGGAGCAUCUGCAGAUCAUAAAUGGUGGAGGGGAAAGAAAGUACCCACCCUCUAGCUUUGUAUUGGACUGUAAAGGUGAUGCAUGCACUGGGGAUGUUGUUUUGUUUGAGCAGAAUGUUUAUGAAAUGUUCAACAUAGCAUCUAGAAGUGCCAGCGGUCCAUCAUGUGGUAAAAGGACUGUUGCAGGCCGCAUAGUGAAAGAAAGCUAUGGCACUGCCAAACAGCAGCAUACUUUUACAAUUGAAGUACUAUGGAGCAAAGGAGAAAAGCCUUUUCCUCCACUUCAUCCCCUAUUGAUUAAGGGUCGAAACCUUUAUAGGUUGAAGACUUUGAGACAGAAAUGGGAGGAUGAAGGGGAAAGGCAGAAAAUAUUGACGGAGAAACACUCGAGGGGAUCUAUUGCUCGGGAAGAUAGAGAAGCAAGGGUACAAGAAAAAGUGAACAGAAAAGCAAUUGUGGAAAACAGGGUCUCCAGAAAGCAUUCAGUAAUACAUCAUCCUCAUGCCAUUAAUCAAGAAAAACCAGCAUUCCCAUCUAAGAGUUCAGCUGUAUCUGCCAUUAAUCAAGAAAAACCACCAUUCCCAUCAGUAGUGACUGAACAGGGGGGUAAGUCCGUUAGUUCUAGACGAUCGAAUGAAUCGACAUCUUUUGGUGUUAACCAUGUAAAUAACCAGCAAGAUUGGAAGCACUCAUCUGACCCAAUCAUUAAAGCUCAACUUGGUGACCUCCACUCCAAACAAAAAGAGCAAUACCAAUACCAAUACCAUCCUAGUGAGAGAAACAGGUUUGCACAAAGAAAUCCUUUGACUAGUGCUAAUCACCUUCUUCCGUUGCUGAACAACAGAGAAAUCCACAAGCAAAAGCAGCUAUGUAGAUAUUAUGCUCGUGGGCGGUGCUAUUUUGGGGACAAUUGCAAAUUUGUACAUGAUUUGAUACUAUCAAAUCAAGAACAAAGUCUUAUCCACUAGAUAAAGUCAGCUACAUGGAUCAAACUAUGUUUUUGCGUCCUAUCAUGUAUCUUUGAUAUAUGUCAUGAAGAUUCGACUAAGCUUUUAUGCUGCCUGUCGAGAGCCUAACGUAACCCUUCUGUUUUAUCCGGACUUGAGAUUGAUUAUGCAACAUAGGUGGAGUUAGGUGUUUGAUACUAUCAAAUAAUAUUGUUUAAAUCAAUGAAAAGUGGUAUAUAGAGUGUUGUUUUUAAA